Messenger RNA from Glossina fuscipes, 975 nucleotides. RefSeq names its product ubiquitin thioesterase otubain-like. The coding region runs from base 95 to 883 and encodes 262 amino acids. Gene Ontology annotation, biological process: protein K48-linked deubiquitination. Gene Ontology annotation, molecular function: cysteine-type deubiquitinase activity; ubiquitin binding. Gene Ontology annotation, cellular component: nucleus. NCBI's taxonomy places the organism in Eukaryota, Metazoa, Arthropoda, Insecta, Diptera, Glossinidae. The transcript has 3 exons. The record is from RefSeq and is a predicted model, not a curated record.
UUUUUAUAUCAACCUUGAGUAAGCUAACAAUAAAAGAAAUUAUUGAUGAACUGUGAUUUUUGUAAUUUUUAAAAAUAAUUGAAAAUAACACAUCAUGGAAAAAUUGGAGCAAAACGACAACGUCAACAGGGACGAGCUAAUAAUGCAACAGCAAAGGGAAAUUGAAAAAGAGAUUAGUGAAACUAUUCCGUUAGUUAGCGAAAAACUGCCGGUGGCAUGUUUAAAUGAAGAGUAUUUAGGUGAUGCAGUGUUCACUUCCAAAAUUCUAGACCUGGCAAGUAAAUAUUCGUUCAUGCGGCGCACACGUCCCGAUGGCAAUUGUUUUUUUAGGGCGUUCGCUUAUGCAUAUUUGGAGCAUUUGAUCUCAAACAAAGACGAUUAUGAGAAAUUUCGUCAAUUAGCUGAAACUUCUAAAGACAAGUUGGUCGAAUUAGGUUUUCCAAGACUCACUUUGGAAGAUUUUCAUGAAACGUUCAUGGAAGUUGUAAGAAAAGUAGACCCAAAUGCCACAUCCGAAGGUGAUAUGAGUGCACAAUUGCACAAUGUAUUUAACGACCAGGGCUAUUCAGAUUAUGUCGUCGUUUACUUACGAUUACUUACCUCAGGCAAACUUGAAGAGGAGGCAGAUUUCUAUCAAAAUUUUAUAGAAGGCAAUUAUACUAUUGAAGAGUUUCGGCAUCAGGAGGUCGAGCCCAUGUAUAAAGAAUCAGAUCAUAUCCAUAUCAUUGCUCUUUGUUCAGCUUUGGGAGUAGGUGUACGCGUUGAAUAUAUGGACCGGGGUGAAGGUGGAAUGGUAAAGGCUCACGAUUUCCCUGAGGGGCAAACACCCAAGGUUUUUCUUAUCUAUAGGCCGGGCCAUUACGAUAUACUCUAUCCCAAUUAAAACGAGAAAUCCGGGCCCACAAAUUCUCGAUAAAAUAUAAUUCAAUUCGCUUGUAAACCUCGUUUAAUUACAAAUACAUAUAUUUCGUUGGC